Molecule: messenger RNA, 627 nt
Organism: Rotaria sp. Silwood1
Lineage: Eukaryota; Metazoa; Rotifera; Eurotatoria; Philodinida; Philodinidae
Source: the annotation of a GenBank genome assembly
AUGUCUGAUAUUAUACAAUUCGAUUACAGACAACAUUGGCAAGAACGAGAUAUUAUUCUUAAAAGACCAACGAGCGGGGAUACAUCAUUAGGAUUUACUAUUGCUGGCGGUACUGAUAAGCUUUUUCUUCGUCCUAAUUUUACAUCUAUUAUUGUUACAAAUAUAAGCAAAAAUACUAUCGCACAUACAGAUGAAGGAUUAAAAUUAUAUGACAUAAUAUUGCGUGUGAAUAAUACUAAUUUUACAAAUAUUAUAUCUCAAAGAGCUGAUGAUACAUUGAGAAAAGCAGGACGGAAAAUUAAAUUGAUACGUCGUCUCACACCACCAAUUAGCAAAGAUAUUGAACUAGAGCAUAAUGGAAAACUAGGCAUAUUUAUCGCAGGUGGAAUUGGACAUGAAUAUUUUCGGGACGAUCAUGGUAUAUUUAUUACGGAUAUAGCUCAAUAUCAAACUAAUAAACAAUUAUAUAAGGGUGAUCGAUUAUUACAAAUUUCAUCAGCAUGUAACACUUACGAUUUACGAUUUGUUACGCAUGAAAUAGCCAAACAACACAUACAGUUAGCAUGUUCAGAAAGCAAAAAGAUUAUAUUACGUGUUGGGCGUACAACACCAAUUGUUGAAGCGUAA